UCACCAGAAGCGCUACAGACACAGCGCACCACCACCGUUGUUGUUAUAGUAGUGAAUAAUGGCGGCAGCGGGAGGGGGAUUAUCAUCUCCCGCUAAUGGCGCUUGUUCCAGCACGCCGGCCGUAGCCCGGGCCCGUUUCCCGGGCCGGCCAUGGACAUCUCGUAUUCGGCUACGAUCGGAGAAACGUCCGCAGCGGGGAAGGUUGGGCUCGGAAAGUGGAGGGAUAGUCACUGGAGGCCGGAGGCCCAUCAACAUUGGACUAACGUUGAGCGAGGACCCGUCACUGCUGCGUUUACUCGGGAUUGCUGAUAAACAUAGGCGCCAGAGAGACGCGGGUUUCUACUCAAGCGGGAGUGGAGAGGAUGAUGAUUUCCCUGGGUUUGGGACUGAAUACCGGCCAACACUCUCAGCACACAAUAUCUCUGAAAGCAGGCCUCUCCAAUUAUCAUUUUUGAAGCCAGAAAAUCAUCCCCCAGCUCCAGAACUUACAGCAAAGCUUGAGAAAAGUGGAGUGAAGGGCUCCAAAGAAGACCCUAAAGUUGGAGAGGGUCAGGAAGACGAAAACGCUGUGAAACCCAAAAUAAUUGCCAAACUGUCAGCCCAAGAAAUGUCUCCCAGUUCUGGGAUUAAAUCUAGAGGAAAGCAGACUACUGGGACAAAGGCCUCAGAAGGCAAUGGCAGUGCAAAAUCAAAUGGUUCCAACAGAAAAAGGGGAAGGAAGGUGGUGGAAUUGUCUUCAACAGCCAGAAAGAGGAACAGGCAAGACCAAACAACAAAGGUGGGCAGGGGAGGCUCAGGGUCCAGCACAGCCCGACCCCAAACCAGCAGAGACAAGCAGGGAAAACUGGUGUGGACCCUGACAGUGGUCAAGGGCAAAGGGAAGGCCUCCAAGAGCAAAGAGGCCAGGGAUGUAACAGCAGGCAAAACCGAACCAGACCAAUCUGAGCCACAGAUGUCUGGGAAGAGAAGAGGAUCUCAGCAAGACCAAACAGGCCAAACUGGUGUGGACCCUGACAUUGGUCAAGCGCAAAGGGAAGCACUGUCCCCUAAACCUGUGAAUAAGCAGCAGCAGAGGAGGAGAGUGUCCAAGGGAACAGGGGAAUCCCUUGAGGCUGGAGCUGAGAUGGAGCAGAAUCCAGCAAUGUCACUGGAAAGAAAGAAACCAACACAGUAUAAGCGCAAGUCGAUAUUUGGCCACAGGAGGAAGCCCGGGAAUGUGGAGAGGCUUAGUACGCCAGAGUCUGUUGUGAAACGCUUUCGUCGUAAGUUUGUAUUCUACACUUACGUGCCAGAGUACCACCCAGACCCAGUGAAGCAGGAGGGAAAUGAGCAGCAGCCGCAGGGGGAGAGCACUAGGACAGAGGGCGAGCCUCUCCUGUCCCCUGGAGAGCUCGAGCAGGGAGCCAGCAGUAACUUCUCCUCGCCUGUGGUGAGCGCCAGAUCUUCACGUGUCAUCAAGGCACCCAAGAGGUUCCUCAAUGACGAGAUAAUAUCCUGGCCCAGGGGCUCCCUGAAAAAGAAUAGCCAAGGCAAGGUGAAGGAGGAAGAUGCCAUGAGCCUAUCCUUCAAUGAUGACAUUGACCACUUGUCUCGAACUCCAGGUCAAAAUGAGUUCAAACCUAAAGUUUCGGGCUCAACUGGUAAAAAAACACUUCAGACCAGCCUGUCCUCAACCCUGUCUGUGAAGGACCCGACGCUCAGCCCAGGCUCAUCCCACCUCGAGGUCUACGAGAGACUCAAGAAGCUGACCCUCAGCCUGGCCCAGAAGAAGAAAGGCCUUGGUGCUGCUGAGGGUGAAACGGCAGAAGAAGAAGAAGAAGCCCAGGAGGACCGGAGUUUGACCUCGCCGGUUAGGAAGAGAGGGAGGUCCAAGCUGAAAAUGGAGGACCUCAACUCUCCCGGGGUUGUGAGGAAGCUGGCUGUGCAGGUCCGUAACGCUGCCGCUGCAUCCCAAGCUGCAUCAUCUGUGACUAUGGAGGAGGCAGCAAACGACGCAGAACAUUUCCAAGGAGCAGAGUCCGCACCUGAAGGAGUUUACGAAGGAGUGAGCCAGGCUAAUGGGGGUGAUGAUGGGGUGGUGGUGGAACAGGGGGGCACCAGCCAUCGUAUCAACCUCACCGGCACCAACAAGAGGAUGUUCCAUCUGCUGAAGAGGGCCAAGGUUCAGCUCAUUAAGAUCGACCAGCUGAAGAGAGCCAAGUUGCAGCUGGUAAAGAUUGACCAGCAAAGGCCAAUGAAGUCAUCACAGCUCCUGUCUGGAUCUGUAAAACUCAGUCCCAGAGAUUUAAGAGUUGGAGGGGGGAGGAGGAUAGGAGGCUCUGCUCAGGACCAGCUCCUUGGUGGUCCACGCAUCAAGCAUGUCUGUCGGGCAGCAGCGGUGGCGUUGGGGCAACCCCGUGCCAUGGUGCCUGACGAUAUCCCCAGGCUUAGCGCUCUGCCCCUCCAUGAGAGAGAGGGCAUCACCACCUCACCAGCUGUAGAAGACAUUGCUGAUGACCCCUCUGAUCAGGAAAUCGAGCACACUCAGGAGCACAAGAGGACAAGACAGAAGCACAAGUACAGCAAGCAGCGCAAGUUAAAGCGGAACUAUAGCGAGGUUGGUCCUGGGGGUCGUGCCACCCGCUGUGGGUCCUGCCAGGGCUGCCUCCAUGAGGGUGACUGCGGCACCUGCUUCAACUGCCUGGACAAGCCCAAGUUUGGAGGGCCCAACACCAGACGCCAGUGCUGUGUGUUAAAGCGAUGUGUUCGGAUUGAGGCGAGGAAAGUAAAGCGUGGCAUGAAGGCAUUCACAGUCCUUUCAAGGCGGCGACGCAGGUCAUCAGCCAAUGUGUUUAAGUCCAAUGAUGACGAGGGGUCGGUGUCCUGGGAGGAUGGAGAGGCAGAGGAGGGGUUGGACCCGGCAACCCCUGGAGACUGCCUGAGCCUUUCCACCAGAAAGCAGCCAAGGCGGAACGUGACACCUCGCUCCUACAGCAGCCUGCUGAAGUCCGACUCGGACGAGGACAUGGGCGGAAAAGCAGCAGUCAAGAGUCCUGUAAAGAAUCCUGUCGCCCCAAGCAACCAAGCUCCAGAGGAGGGCCCAGUGCCCAGUGAAGUUGUAAGGCACCGCAGACCUGGGCCACCCAAAGGACUGCUGGGCCGACGCAGAGCCGACAAGAACGCUGCAGAACACACACCAACUAACAUCCUCGCCACGCUAAUCAACGGAUUCCCCCAAAAGGGCCACUUGAAGACCGGGAUGCACAGGAUCCGCGUAGACUUUAAGGAGGACUGUGCCGUCCAGAACGUGUGGUUGAUGGGCGGUCUGAGUAUCCUCACCUCCAUCCCAGUCACCCCUCAUCCUGUCUGCCUGCUCUGUGCCAGCAAAGGACACCAUGAGAUGAUCUACUGCCAGGUGUGCUGCGAACCCUUCCACAGCUUCUGCCUCUGGCCUGAAGAGCGACCCCAGGAGGAGAACAAAGAGAACUGGUGCUGCCGCCGCUGCAAGUUCUGCCAUGUGUGCGGCCGCAAGCACAAGAACAACAAGCCUGUGUUGCAGUGCAGGAGGUGUCAGAACUGCUACCACCCCUCCUGUCUGGGACCCACCUACCCAAAGCCCAUCAACUGUAACAUGCCCUGGGUGUGUAUGACGUGUAUCCGGUGUAAGAGCUGUGGAGUGACCCCAGGGAAGACCUGGGACAUGGCCUGGAACCACGAGCAGGACCUCUGUCCCGAUUGCAGCACCCUCCACCUCAAAGGGAACUUCUGCACUAUCUGCUCCAAGUGUUACGAGGAGAACGACCACAACAGCCAGAUGAUGGAGUGCUCCAGGUGUAGCCACUGGGUACAUUCUAAAUGUGAAGGACUCUCUGAUGACCUAUAUGAGAUCAUGUCCAGCCUAUCAGAGAGCGUAGUGUACUCCUGUACACCCUGCAGCCAAUCACAGCCCAGCUCCUGGAAGGGUGAGCUGAAAGACAGGCUGAGGGCGGGGCUAGAGAAGGUGCUGGCCAACCUUCUUUCUGACUCCUCUGCCCAGCACCUGAUCACCUGCAGGGAGUGUGAGGAAUCCACAGAACCAGAUGCUUUCAGGGACAAACACCAGCCCAUCUGCGACCUGCAUGCUGUGGGUCAAAAAUUUGAAGGGCACCAGUACACUUCACUGAAAUCAUUCCAUGAGGAUGUUGUCAUGGUGAUGAGGAAGUGGUUGAAGGAGGAGGAGUCUCUCCCUGAGGGCCUGAGUCCCACCUGUUUGGCCAGGUCUCACUACCUGAAGUUGCUGGAGGAGACUUUCAGUUGGUUUCAUAGCCAAGAUCAGAAAAUGUGGGACCCACUCUCCAAAGAUUUCCCAAGUGGUAUGCUCCCCGAGGCAGUUCUUCCUCCAUCUAUGGAGCACAGCUAUGCACAGUGGCUGGAGAGGACGUACCAAGUUACCAGUGGUUCAGGCUUUCUCCAGCAGGGGAACAGCGUCCCUCCCCCAUCCUCAGGUACCACCCAUCAGCCCUGGGCGCUGGAGGUCCUCCCACUCAAAUCCCAAGGUACAAAUGGUGCUGUAACCGGGGCCCUGGAACUCGACCGGACCAAAGAUGAGAGACAGUGUGCACUCUGCCAACAGUGUGGUGACGCCACACCCAACGACGCGGGCAGACUGCUGUACCUGGGGCAGAACGAGUGGGCCCACGUGAACUGCUGCCUGUGGUCCGCUGAGGUGUACGAAGACAACGGAGCUCUGCUCCAAGUACACAGUGCGGUCUCCAGGGGGCGCCACAUGCGCUGUGAGCGUUGUGGCCAGGCGGGGGCGACGGUGGGCUGCUGUCUCUCGUCCUGUCAGAGUAACUACCACUUCAUGUGCGCCCGCGCCCGCAACUGUUUCUUCCAGGAGGACAGGAAGGUCUUCUGCUCCAGGCACCAUGACCUCGUCAGUGAGAAGAUGGUGUCUGGGAAUGGGUUUGAAGUUCUCCGGCGGGUCUACGUGGACUUCGAAGGGAUCAGCCUCCGUAGGAAGUUUCUGACUGGCCUGGAACCAGAGUCUAUAAAUAUGACCAUCGGCUCUCUGCAAAUUAACAGGCUGGGUGUGCUGACUGAACUAUCAGCCAAUGGAGCGAGGUUGUGUCCUGUCGGCUAUCAGUGCUCUCGGCUGUACUGGAGCACAGUGGACCCUCGUCGGCGCUGUAAGUACACCUUUAAGGUGACAGAGGUGUGUUCUCCACUCGAAGAGAAGCCAGGGGAACCACUGUGGUGGGACCAGGAGGAGAACCGAACCAUAGCCCACAGCCCCAGCUACUAUCAAGAAAUGGAGAUUCCAGAGGCUGUGUUGAGUCCUCCGCCCAUUGAGGUAUCUCCCAGCACCACCCAGUCUCCCCUGAAACAGGAGACGGGGGCCAAAACCCCUGGUUACUCACAAACCAGGAGACCAGCAGGAGGAACAUCUCGACCUCUUCCCUCCCCAGGGAGUGCCAUGUCCAAAUCCCACCACAUCUUGACUCUCAGAGACCUGGACGAUACCCGCCGGCCGCGUCGCCUGUCUCUGAGCUGCCACUCAGGGGACUCCUCCUCCCCCACCGACGUCCUCGCGGGACCAAUGACACUCCGUUCAGGGGGCACCCUCCACCCCAGGUCCCUCCCCUUCAGUUCCCCUCCCAGAACCAACGAAAACCUCCUGAGUUCCCCUCGGCAAGUACGACCUCUUGCUGGCUCCUCCAGCUGGGGUUCCCCUCCCUUGUCCCCCUCCAGUCUUACCCACCCUUUCUCACUGCGGCCUGGCACCGCCGGCAGCCCUCCCUCCAACCUCCAUCUGGCCAUCCGCCACUCCUCCAGGAUCAGACAGCCAUUCAAAAUCCGAACUCCAGUGUCCGCUGAGGUGCCACAGUACUUCUUAGCUUCGUCCGAGCCAGAGAAAGCAGAGGUGGCGCCCUCAAACGGGAUCACAUUGACAGCAAAUAACAUGGAGGAAGACACAGACGUCAGCCCCCUGAUGUCGGAUCAGGACUUGCCCUUCACAACAUUCGAAGUGGCGGACGCAGACGUUGCGGUGGCCUCUGUGCUAAAUGCCAAACUGGAGUUUGACGAGGCCUUGCUGAACGAGACUGUGGCGCUUCACUGUGGAGGGUCCCAUACAGGUGGAGGAGAUAUGGAAGAGGAGGAGGCACUAGUGGAGGAGACCCAGACUCAGGGUAGGGGCAAUAUGGACGCCAACAAGGCCUCAGUAUUCACCAAAGACAUAGCCUCUAAAGAUGAUCUGGAGAACGGUUCCUCAGACGAAGACAUGGAUCACUACUUGAAGUUCUCUCGUACGGUGGUGGUGUGCGAAGCCUCCAAGGACUCAGGGCAGGAAGGUCUCCCUCUCACCCCACCACUUCCUACGUCUCAGUCCAUUGCUCAGCUUGACGGAGCGGAUAAUGGCUCUGAGAGUGACUCAAGUGAGGCUACUGGCGAUCAGGAAGAAACUCAGGAAGAGGGGAAGAGUGGGGAAGCUCAGGGGGCUGACAGUCAAGAAGUGUUUGAAACCUGUGACCCAAAUAGCGACAUGAUGUCUUUUGAAGAGGAGGUUCUGAUGGACUCUGACCAAACGGAAUCCCAGAAUGAGGUUCUUCUGGACCCAAGUAGUGGCCAUUUUGUUUCAGCUGACGACGGCACCAGAGUGUACCUGGCCAAUAAUAAAAAACCAGCUCUUGAUGACAGCGAUAGCGACAGCUCUGGCUCCUCUACAGAUUCUCUCUUUGGAGUGGACGACGAAAUGGGAGACCCAGACUUCGAGCCGGAACCCAAACCCAAACCCAACCCAAAACAUCUUGUAAAAACCAUCAAAGUCAUGCAACGCCCUAGUCCUGUGAGCAUGAAAACUAUUCCUCCUAAACCCACACCAACACAGAAGAAAAUCAUCAGGGUGUCCCUACCUUCUGCACCUGCUCUGCCUCUGAAUGUCGCCUCCUCUUCCCCACCCAUCAUUGUUCGAAGCGUUCCAAGGACCGUCCCCUCCACCGCUUUUCCGACCCCGUUUGUAAUAAACGGCAUGAACUCUAUACCCUUCCAGACAGGGGCCACUAGGGGCAGAGCUAUCGCUAUCCGCCUGGCCACCCCCAGACAAGAAGUUCAGCAGCAACUGACGGCCACUAUUCUGUCCGGUGCCUCCAACUCAGCCCCGUCCCCGCAAGUUCUGCUAGUCAACCGUCAAGGUCAGAUUCUGAUGAAAGAUCCAAAUACCAACACUUUCCAGACGGUCAGCACCAGUUCUCCGUCCUACAGCCGCAUCAGCCAGAUCGCCAAAAUGAUCCACAGCAGUGGUGCCCUGCCACGGGCAGUUCCCCAGGUUGUGGUCGUACCCUCUACGUCAACACCCUCACCACGGACAGCAGUCUUCCAUAGUUCACAUCUCAUCACCACUAACAGAAACAACACCACCACAUCAACCACCAUCUCUAACAGAAACAUCACACCAGCAAGCAACACCAACCUCCUGAUCAGGGCCCCACAGAGUUUGCAUGAUGGGCGAGUGCUGGUCCAAGCCAUGCCCAUGAUGAGUGGGGCAAAACCAGUGGGGGUCAAGUGCGUCUCUUUGCCUGGCAACCAGGCCCAAGCUAUUUUAGACAGAGCCAUGGCUACUCAUCGCGAGCCCUCUCGGAUACGGCCUAAUAUCCUCAGGGUGAGCCCGUCUCAGCUGAGCCCAUCCCAGUUUCAGGUCCACCCCUUCCUCAACAAACUCCAGUCCCCUGUAGCCAUUUCUGCCGCUCCUGGACAGAUGCUCCGUCACGAGCCGGCCAUCGUACCCGAGUCUCAGUCCCAGGUCCGCGUUAAGAGAGUGUCCUCCGUCGCUGAGCGUCCCGGCAAGAAGAAAUGCAAGACUGAUUUCCUCCCGCAGUUGCCCUCUAGUGACGUGGAUGACCUAGAUGGCAGCAGAAAUAGUGGUGUUCGAAUCAAAGCCCCAACAAUGAAAGAUGUGCUGGAUCUGGACCAGGAGAAGGUUGAGCUCAAGGUCAUCCCACCACCACAACCUGAGAAUAUCAGACCCCCUCCCAUACCUCAGAUGGAGCGUCAGCCCAACAGCAGCACCACUCAGAGUAGCAGCGACAUCCAUGGGAAAACCCAUGUGUGGGUCAGCGCACGCCAUGGAGAUCUCUCUGACUGGGGCCCCUACUCAGGUUUUAGCUCAGACGAGGACAUGCCGCCACCUAAACAGGACAAGACCAUGUUCGCCCACAGGAACCAGCCCCACCUGCGCUUUGAAAUCACCAGCGACGACGGCUUCCAUGUACAGGCAGACAGCAUAGAGGUGGCAUGGCGAGCGGUGAUUGACGGCGUCCUGGAGGCCCGAGCAGGGUUCCACCUGAAGGCGUUGCCUCUCGGCGGGGUGAGUGGGGCGCGCGUUCUGGGCCUGCUCCACGACGCUGUCAUCUUCCUACUGGAGCAGCUGCAGGGCGCCGCAGGAUGCAAGCAACACCGCUUUCGCUUCCACCGCUACGACACCCCUGACGACGAGCUGCCCAUCAACCCCAGUGGCUGCGCCCGCGCUGAGGUCUACUCACGGAAGUCAACCUUCGACAUGUUCAACUUCUUGGCAUCUCAACACAGACAGCUGCCUGACAUCAUGUCGACGCCAUGUGACGAGGAGGAUGAUGACUUCCCACUGAAAUCCACCAGACGAGCCACCAGCACAGAGCUUCCCAUGGCCAUGCGCUUCAGACACCUGGAGAAGACCUCCAAGGAAGCAGUGGGGGUUUACAGGUCUGAAAUUCAUGGACGCGGUCUCUUCUGCAAGAGGAACAUUGAGGCAGGGGAGAUGGUGAUCGAGUACGCAGGCAACGUCAUCCGUGCUGUUCUGACAGACAAGAAAGAGAAAUACUAUGACAGCAAGGGCAUCGGCUGUUACAUGUUCCGCAUUGAUGACUUUGACGUGGUCGACGCCACCAUGCACGGCAACGCCGCCCGUUUCAUCAACCACUCGUGCGAGCCCAACUGCUAUUCGCGCGUCAUCCUCGUGGACAGCCACAAGCACAUCGUCAUCUUCGCCCUGCGUAAGAUCUACCGCGGCGAGGAGCUCACCUACGACUACAAGUUCCCCAUUGAGGAUGAUGGCAGCAAGCUGCACUGCAACUGUGCCGCCAGGCGCUGCCGCCGCUUCCUCAACUAAAAGACCAGCCAAACACACCACGUUGGAGGAGUACUUGAAUUCAUAGAGGAGUAUGGACCAGGACACGAGGGGAAAAUGCAAUGAUAUGGCGAUAGGAGUGUUGCCAAUAAGUACUGAUGAAUUGGAGCCUCCUCCGUAGUUAGUUUAAUUUAAAGUCUGACUGAUAUGACGCAUUUUUAAUUUAAAGACUGACUGGUGGACAUUUUUGGGUUCUUUCCUACAGCAGGGUUUCCCAAACUCGGUCCUGGGGCCCCCUGGAUGCACGUUGUGGUUUUUGCCCUUGCGCUACACAGCCGAUUGAAAUAAUCAAAGCUUCAUGAUGAGUUGGAUAUUUUAAUCAGCUGUGUAGUGCUAGGGCAAAAAAGGAAAUGUGCACCCAGGGGGAGCCCCAGGACCGAGUUUGGAAACACCCUGUCCUAGAGGGCUUCUUGAGCCGCUCCCUCUGUCGCAGAAACCAAAAAGGGCGCCUAAUGAUACAACACGUUUGUGGUAUGAAGAGCUAUCAGUGUUUGUGAGACAAAAUGUCUACAGCUACAGGCAUUUAUUCUAGGCCUGCAAGCAACCCAGUUGAUUCAGACCUCAGUAAUUUUGUACACUGGUAACAUUACGUAAUCUCAUGGUCAACUCGCUUGGUUUGUCUACGUUCUUGACUCAAGUCGCCAAUGGCCUCUAAUAAAAAUGGAGCUAAACAUCCCACAGUUGUGGUGCUGAUCACUUGGACCAGAGAUGUGGUUGGUUAUGUACUUCAUUUCAGUUGUUUCUCAUCAGUCAAUUACUCUGUUUUAAAGAGGAAUUCCAUGUUAUUGUAGCUACGACAAUAGAAGGCUACAUUCAAGUGGAGGCAACUGAUUUUAGCACCUUAUUUUCCAUGGUCAUAAGCGCGAGCAUUGCUGUACAUAAAAGGCAAUGCGGACCUGUAAAUUGGACGAAGAAAAGCCCGUUUUAUUUUUUUACUUUGACCCAAGCCACCUCCAGUAUACAUUUUUAGAGCAGCUAUAUUUUAAUUGUCCAUUUCGAUGUUAUGGAGACCAUUAUAACAGUCUGCAUCCCAAAUUCCCUACAUAGUGCACUACUUUUGUCCAGGACCCAUAGGGGAAAAAGGUGAUGUACAAGACAGAACUGUUAUGAACAUGGGGCAAGUUCAGAUUGUUGCUCUUUUAUGAAGGUGCUGAUGAAAACUACCCAAAAGGUUUGCUUUUCACCUAUGUUUUUAAUGAAAUCCCUACAUGAUUAAAGGUACACUCAGCAAAAUGACGUUGCCACGAAUAGCAAGACUUCAAUCUAACAAAGUGUCUGCACAUGUGCGCACAAGUUCAGUUCCCAAGGUUACAGCGUGUUAGCAAGGGCACCAAAACAGUGACGGAAGUUGAACCUCGUUUUUAAGUGUUCUAGUUGUUGCGGAAAUUCACCCACUAUUAUGCUGUUUACUUUCUGCAUCUACAUCAUAUCGCUGAGUCUACCUUUUAAACAUGUUCUUCGCUCAUUUCUCCCCUGUACUUGAAAUUAGAAUGUCAUGCUUUAGAUCUGUGAAAACAUAUCUUGUGACGCACCCCUCUAGAAAGAAAUAAUGAAACAUGUUUUUAGUCUGCCAGGUAUACUUUUUUUCACUAUUGUUUUUGUGCCGUUUUGUUCAUGAUCUUCCAGACUUUAAUAUUGGGGAAAGUAAUAUGGUUUGGGGUGAGGGGAAAAAAUGCUUUGAUAGUACUCUACUCCCUUCCUAUCAUUUUACAACCCAAUUUGUAUAUGUAUUGUUGUAUAUUGGUAUAAAUGAAUAAUCAAAAUGCUAAUGAAAAUAAAUAAAUAUGUGUUGUCAAAUAUUAACCUGGUUUAUAUUCGCUACUGAACACCCACUAAUUUUAAACAGGGGCAUGAAACUUACAGUACAAUACCUGGUCGAAGCCUGUUCAGUUAGUCGUCCUUUAUCUUCUCUGUUUUCCCCUUCUACUUACCUGACAGUGACACUCCUCUCCCCUGUCUCUUGCGGGUGUACUACCUCUGUAGCUCACCAUGACAUAAACAAGAGAAGAUAAUGACUGUUACAGUAACUACUUCAGCCAGUGCUUGAGGUGCUGGAACUCAGUUUCUGUUUGUUCCAGCCCAAGUCAAGCAUUGACUGUAGCAUACCACUUCGAUUGCAUGGCCAAUCCGGCUUCGUUUUAAGUGAUAUGCUAAUAUGGAUAUUGUAACUUGUUCUUGGUUUCCAACUGGUGCUGUGCUGGCUCGAAUGUGCCACCCAAUUUAGGGCACUGAGCUGGCUGUGCAUGCAUCAACGGACACAAUCUACAUGUUUCGGAUUUUAGUUGGGGUUUGGAGGGGUCUCUGCCCCAGAGUAAUGAAUAAAUGCAGUUUGUUUUAUUUCUGUAGGAUUAUUUAAAUAUUUAAAAUAAAAAUGAAUCUCUCAUUGCGUGUUGAACAUGGUUCUGUUACCUUGGCACAAAGCAAACUUUGUCUGUACAUAGUUGUAUACAACAUUUCUAAACCUGUUACAUCUUUUCUACGCACUUUUUAUUUUAUUCUUGAUGUUCUUGGCUUAAUAAAGAUCUUGAAAGGUUUGA
Oncorhynchus gorbuscha (pink salmon) is the source of this 11658-nucleotide messenger RNA. Its product is annotated as histone-lysine N-methyltransferase 2B-like. Gene Ontology annotation, molecular function: DNA binding; protein binding; zinc ion binding. The coding region runs from base 59 to 9103 and encodes 3014 amino acids. Gene Ontology annotation, biological process: positive regulation of DNA-templated transcription. The transcript has 37 exons. Gene Ontology annotation, cellular component: nucleus; histone methyltransferase complex. Lineage: Eukaryota; Metazoa; Chordata; Actinopteri; Salmoniformes; Salmonidae. The record is from RefSeq and is a predicted model, not a curated record.